AUGAGUCAUCACCAUCACCACCAUCACUCUGAUCAUUGUUCUUGUUGUCAUCAUAAAGAACAUAAAGAACAUAAAGAGCACAAGGAACAUAAAGAUAAACACAAGAAAGAUCCAGUUACCAAAUUCUUUGAGAAGUUUAUAGAUGAAUGUAAUCAAGCUAGAACUCAUAACAAAGAUAAGGAUAAACAUCAUCAUAAAGAUCAUCAUAAAGAUCAUCAUAAAGACCACCAUCAUAAAGAGCAUCAUCAUCAUAAGGAGCAUCACCAUCACACAACAACACCAUCUCAUCAUGUAACAGUAACCUAUCAUACACCAGCUCCAACACCAGCACCACCACCAGCACCACCUCCCAAAACAACCUACACUACACACUCCACAACAAGUCAUCAUAGCAGUGGUGGUAGUGGUGGUGUAGGAUUUUCACCGAAAUGGACACCACUCUCACAACAAUCACAUGGUAGUAGUAGUAGUAGCCAUCAUCAUUCAUCUUCUCCGAGUCAUGGCCAUGGUCAUCAUCAUAGUGGAAGUGGAAGUGGAAGUGGAGGUAGUAGUCUUACUGUCUCAUCCAAGAAAUGGGCACCAGUAGAAAGUGGUCACCACUCAAAACCAACCACGUCAACAGCGACUGUCAGCUAUAGUACACAGAAACCUACAACCAUCACUGCGAGCACCACCUAUAAACCAGUGACAAUAGAAUCGUCGUCGUCAUCAAGUCAUCAUCAUCAUCAUCACGGUCAUCACCAUCAUCAUACCCCCAAUUUUUGUCCACACUGUGGUAAUUUACAUCAAGUUGGAAAUGUAAAGCCACAAGAACAAUUAGAUAUAUUAUAUAAGAAGUAUGGUCGUAUCUUUGGUAUUUGGAUGGGAUCUAUCUAUACUAUCGUUCUUAAUGAACCAGAGAUAAUUCAUACUGCCUUCACUACACAGGCAUCGAAUUUCGUAGAUCGCUAUCUCACUCCGUCGCUUUUGUUCAUUGGUGGUGAUAAGGAUCUUAGUUUUACAAACAGUGUGAUGUGGAAGAAGCUUCGUAGUUUCUAUGGUAAUGCAAUGACCAAAGCAAGAGUUUUGAAGCUAGAAGAGAUAUUCCUAAAUCAAAUCGAUAAGCUAUCGGAUGUUUUAAAGUGUGAAUUAAAACAAGGUUCUCCUAUUGAUAUUAAAGGAUAUAUUAGAAAAGUAUCAUUCAAUAUUAUGUUCCAAUUUAUGUUUUCAACAGAGAUUAGCUAUGAUCAAUCAAAGAUGUUGGAAGAUGAAAAGGAUAUCAUGCAUAACAGUGAGACGUUGGUAAAAUUGAUGGCACAAGGUAAUCCAGGUGAUUUUAUACCUUGGAUGAGACCAUUCUGUAAUUUUGAUGAAAUGGAAAAAGUGGUAGAUGGUAUAUUAGAUUUUUCAAGAAAGAGAUUAAUUGAACACAAGAGAACUUAUGACAGUAAAAAUCCAAGAGAUUUUAUAGAUUUAUUUUUAAAUGAAAUUGAAAAUGGUGGAAAUGAAUAUUUCGAUAGUGAUUGUAUUGUUAGAAAUUGUUUGGAUUUAUUAGUUGCUGGAACUGAUACAAAUACAAUUACAUUACAAUGGUUUAUUUUAUUGAUGACAAAUAGACCAGAUUGUCAAGAGAGAAUAUAUAAUGAAAUUAAAAAUAAUACCGAACCUGGCGUACCAAUAGAUUUCACUAUGAGAACCAAGUUACCAUUGCUUCAAAGUGCCAUUAAAGAGAGCAUGAGAUUGAAACCAACUUCACCAUUGGGUCUACCACAUCAAGUUUCUGAAGAUACAACUCUAGAUGGUUAUUUUAUACCCAAAGGUACACAAGUUAUAGGUAAUGCAUAUUCAGCUUGUUUAUCAGAGAGUGUUUGGGAGAAUGCAAACGAGUUUGAUCCAGCUAGAUUUUUAAAUGACGAUAGAGCACCGAUAACCUUUGGAAAUGGACUAAGACGUUGUGUUGGAAUCAAUUUUGCAGAACUCUCUAUUUUCAUCAUUUUAGCAAAUCUAUUUAAAACAUUUAAAUUUAUAGCGCCAAUCGAUCAAAAAAUAGAUGAAAUACCAAGACCAGGAUUAAUUUUAGAACCACCCAAUUUUAAUAUUAGAAUUGAACUAAGAUAA
Molecule: messenger RNA, 2097 nt
Organism: Heterostelium album PN500
Lineage: Eukaryota; Evosea; Eumycetozoa; Acytosteliales; Acytosteliaceae
Gene: CYP515B1
Product: cytochrome P450
Exons: 8
Coding region: 1-2097 (698 amino acids)
Molecular function (GO): monooxygenase activity; heme binding; oxidoreductase activity, acting on paired donors, with incorporation or reduction of molecular oxygen
Source: RefSeq, a predicted model, not a curated record